Molecule: messenger RNA, 1812 nt
Organism: Penicilliopsis zonata CBS 506.65
Lineage: Eukaryota; Fungi; Ascomycota; Eurotiomycetes; Eurotiales; Aspergillaceae
Exons: 3
Coding region: 1-1812 (603 amino acids)
Biological process (GO): transmembrane transport
Cellular component (GO): membrane
Molecular function (GO): transmembrane transporter activity
Source: RefSeq, a predicted model, not a curated record
AUGGAUACCAUCGACAAGCGAGACUUUGAUGCCCAUCGACCCCCAGCUCACGAUAUCGAUGGUACCCCUGUCCGAUCGGGAUCGGGUGCGUUGAGGCGGUCAGCGGGGGGAGACGACGAGGACGACGAGGAGACCGGCCUCUUGACUGAUGUGGUGGAGAAUAUCGUCGAGCGGGAUAGACGCAAGAUGCAGCGCGAGGUGGUUCGCGUGUCGAGUUUUGCCUGGGGGGUUAUCAGCUGCCUUGGAGCCGGAAGCAUCACCACAUUCUCGCUUUACGGCCCCCUCUUCCUCUCCCGACUCCAUUAUAGCCAAUUCCGCGUGAACUGGGUGGCCAUCGCGGCAGAGAUAGCCCUGUACCUCCCCGUGCCGAUCUUCGGGUACCUGUGUGAUCGGUAUAGUCCGUCGCCGCUGUCUCUGCUGUCCGCGAUCCUGUUUGGAGCAGGGUACCUCCUUGCUGCGUUUACGUAUAGCAUGGGUCCGCCCGUGGAUGCCGGCGGCCAAGGGUGGCCCUUCUGGGUGAUGCUGGUGGCGUUUGUGGCGAUCGGGGCGGGCACCUGCGCCAUGUACAUUGCGGCGGUGACGACGUGCGCGAAGAACUUCGGCCGGGGCACGAACAAGGGGAUCAUGCUGGCGGUCCCCAUUGCGGCGUUUGGGCUGAGUGGUAUGUGGCAGAGCCAGGUGGGCACGUAUGUGCUGUGCGAGCGGAGUGUGGACGGCGCCCGCGGCGAGGUCGACGUUUUCCGAUACUUUGUCUUCCUGGCCGUCUUGCUCUUCACGAUUGGUGUCAUUGGUACGUUCGGCCUGCGCAUUGUUGUCGAUGAGGACAAGUAUAUCGAUGAGACCGUCGACGAGCUCGAGCGCAGCGGCCUGCUCGAGGAGAGCGAGUUCUUCCGGCCUGCUCGUGGCGAGGCCGCUGACGCAUACGGGACUUUCGCCCAGGCCCAAGAGGAAGAUGAAGACGACCAUCUGUCCGUGACCCUCUCCGAAGCGGGCUGUUGUCACCGAGGGAGAGAAAAGACUGAGCGCCGCCGCAAGGACUGGCUGCUCAACUAUGAGACGCGCCUGUUUCUCAAGGACCACACCAUGUGGUGGCUCGCGCUGGGCUUUUUCCUCGUCACCGGGCCGGGCGAAGCCUACAUAAAUAACUUGGGCACUGUGAUCCAAUCGUUGACGCCUCGAGGCUCUCUAUCAACCACCCCCCCAGCCGGUCUACCAUCGACGCACGUCACGACCAUCGCGCUCACCUCGACAAUUGCACGCCUCGUAACGGGCUCGCUAUCAGACAUCUUCGCCCCGCCAGCCACGCACCAUUUCCCUAUAUACCCUGACGAUCCUGCGAUGGCUACUACCACUCCCACUACCUCUACCACUACCACUACUCGACCGACAUUCUCCCGCCUCCUCUUUCUCAUCCCCUCGGCCAUCCUGCUUUCCCUGGGAUUCUUGCUCCUCGCGUCCCCAAUCCCACUGCACCACCCGGGAACGUUCCAUGUGACGACCGCCCUCGUCGGGCUCGGGUAUGGUAGCGCCUUCUCGCUCGUGCCCAUCGUCAUCUCCGUCGUGUGGGGGGUCGAGAACUUCGGCACAAACUGGGGCAUCGUCGCCAUGGCCCCCGCCGCGGGCGCCGCCGUCUGGGGACUCGUCUACUCGCGUGGCUUCCAGGACGCGGCGUCCAAUGCUCCGGAUGGGUUGUGUCGUGGAUGGUCCUGUUAUGGCGUCUGGGCGGUCGGGUGUACGUUUAGCGUGUGGCUGGCUGUUGUGAUGUGGUUGUUUGCUUGGGCGGGAUGGCGGAGGAGAGGGGUUGUCGUAUGA